CGGACGACAGGACUUCAUCCGCCGCCGCAUUGCGAUGGGUGUCCCCAUUGCCUCGCCCGCCGGUGAGGCCGUGUACAAGGGAGAGGUCGUCAUCGAGAACUUCCAGCACAGGUGACCAACGCGGCCGCGCCCCGCUGCUGGCGCGGUCGGGAGCGCCCGCCGCGCGCGCGCGCGAGGCCCCCUUCGUAUGGGCGGGCAGAGCCCACCGCGCACCGCGAGGGCCUUGCGCAGACGGCUGCGGUGUCCGGCGGCUGCUCGGCGUCGAUCGUCCCGGCCGGCUGCGCUCGAGGAGUGGCUCCCCUGGGCCGAGGGGACCCGCCGGUGCUCGCGGCCCUUCGCUGCCCUUCGCCCGUUUUUUCCUAUUUUUUUGUGCCUUCUGCGUGCCCAGACCUCCGACGGCCUCGGUGUGCUCGAGCCUUGGGACCCCGGACCGCCCCUGCCACGAGCCUGCCAGCGCAGGGCCCCCUCGCCGCGGGGGCGCGGGGGCGGGCCCGUGGCUCGGCGCCCGCCUGGCUCCGCGUCCCUCCCACCUCCUCGCCCUCGGUCCCCGCCCGCAUCGCCUCCGCUUCGCUUCCCCCCCCCCCGACCCCCCUGGCCCCCCCGCGGCCGGCGCGGGCCGCUGGCCCCCCAUCGCGCCCCGCGGGCGCGGGGUCCGGCUGCCGCCCCGGGCCCGCGGCGUAGCCCCGAGCGGGCGGGCCCGCCUCGCCGUUGGGCGAGGCUCUUUUUUGCCCUGUCCUACAGCGUGGAGGCCCAUGCCAAG
This is a messenger RNA of Prorocentrum cordatum, 760 nucleotides long. The record is from the annotation of a GenBank genome assembly. NCBI's taxonomy places the organism in Eukaryota, Dinophyceae, Prorocentrales, Prorocentraceae.